Molecule: messenger RNA, 6089 nt
Organism: Malus domestica (apple)
Lineage: Eukaryota; Viridiplantae; Streptophyta; Magnoliopsida; Rosales; Rosaceae
Product: eukaryotic translation initiation factor 4G-like
Cellular component (GO): eukaryotic translation initiation factor 4F complex
Molecular function (GO): mRNA binding; translation initiation factor activity; protein binding
Source: RefSeq, a predicted model, not a curated record
AGGUUGCUUAGUGGGAAAAAGAGAAAAGAAAAAUGAUUGGUACGAAGGAUUAUAAGUCUUUUUCGGUCAUUUGAGUCACUUAGGCUCAUAUCACUCUCUGCACUUUCUCAUGGUUUCUCAAUAGAACCUUAUUCUUUCUCCUCACUCUCAAGAGAAAAUUUAGGAAAAAAUUUUUGUGAAUUAAUCGUAGGAAUAUAUGUCCUUCAAUCAAUCAACGUCGGAUAAGAACGAGACGCAGUACCGGAAAACAGGGCGAUCCGCAAGCUCUAAUCAGCAGCACAGGGGAUACUCACCCGCUUACCCUAAGGGCACCGGCGCCACUGUAAGUGUAACCAAUGUAAGUCCUCAGGUUUCCGGUAUGGCUCCUGCACAACGUGGCGGCGUACAAAAUGGAGCUCAUGCACAGCCCCAAUUGCAUGCCCCAGGGGCUGCGUCCAAGGGCGUUUCCAUUCAGGUUGGGAUGUCCAUGCCAAUGCCAUUUCAUCAGCCACAGGUUCCGGUGCAAUUUGGUGGCCCCAACCAGCAGAUCCAAUAUCAGAGUAUGAGCACCAGUUCAAUUCAAAUGCCAAUGCCUAUGCAAUUACCAAUUCGUAGUACUCAAGUACAGCAGCCAGUUUUUGAUCCAGGUCUCCAGCCCCAUCCAAUGCAGCCCCAGGGAAUUAUGCAUCAGAGCCAGAACUUGACUUUUACCCCCCAAAUGGGUCCUCAGAUACCUCAGAUGGGCAACUUGGGGAUCAGCAUGGCGUCACAAUGCCCCCAGCAACAGGGUAGCAAUUUUGGUGUUUUGAGGGAUCCGUGUUCACAGACACCAGUUCAGCAGCAUGUUAGAGGGAUCCUGCCUGGGCCUGCUCACUCUGUUGGUCAUCAGGGAGGGAUGCAAAGAAAUAAUUCUGAAGCCGACAGGUGGCAGAGAGCUACGAAUUUUCAACCUAAGGGCUUGAUGCCUUCUCCUCAUACUCCAUUACAGGUGAUGCACCAAUCUGACAGGAAGAAUGGAGUGGGUAAAGUGCGUGAUGAAGAGCAGGCCAAGCAAAGGCAGUUAAGGGCUAUACUGAACAAGUUAACUCCUCAAAACUUUGAAAAACUAUUCGAGCAAGUGAAAGCUGUUAAUAUAGAUAAUGCAACAACUCUAACUGGUGUCGUUUCACAGAUCUUUGACAAGGCUCUUAUGCGGCCUACAUUCUGUGAGAUGUAUGCUAACUUCUGUUUUUAUCUUGCCGGAGAGUUGCCUGAUUUCAGUGAAGACAAUGAAAAGAUAACUUUUAGGAGAUUGCUUUUGAACAAGUGCCAGGAGGAAUUUGAGAGGGGAGAAAGAGAGCAAGAGGAGGCCAAUAAGGCUGAUGAGGAGGGUCAGGUAAAACAGUCUGAAGAAGAAAGAGAGGAGAAAAGAAUCAAGGGGCGAAGAAGAAUGUUGGGUAACAUUAGCUUGAUUGGGGAGCUAUACAAAAAGAGAAUGUUGACCGAGAGAGUAAUGCACGAAUGCAUUAAAAAGAUGUUAGGUCAGCAACAGACUCCAGAUGAGGGCGAUAUUGAAGCUUUGUGCAAACUAAUGAGCACAAUUGGGGAGAUGAUUGAUCAUCCGAAAGCCAAGGAGCACAUGGAUGCAUAUUUUGAAAGGAUGAAAAGCUUAUCGAAUAACUUGAAAUUAUCUUCUAGGGUUAGGUUCAUGUUGAAGGAUGCAAUUGAUUUGAGAAAGAAUAAAUGGCAGCAGAGGAGCAAAGUUGAAGGACCAAAAAAGAUUGAGGAAGUGCACAGAGAUGCUGCACAAGAACUACAGGCACAGUCUAGUAGGCUGGCCCGUGGUCCUGGAAUCAAUCCAUCAGCUAGAAGGGGGCCUCCUAUGGAAUUCAGUCCAAGAGGAUCGACUAUGUUAUCUUCACCUAAUGCCCACAUGAAAUUAACUCCUCAAAACUAUGAAAAACUAUUCGAGCAAAGGCACCAAGCUGACAGGAAGAAUGAAGUGGGUAAAGUGAGUGAUGAAGAGCAGGUCAAGCAAAGGCAGUUAAAGGCUAUAGUGAACAAGUUAACUCCUCAAAACUUUGAAAAACUAUUCGAGCAAGUGAAAGCUGUUAAUAUAGAUAAUGCGACUACUCUAACUGGUGUCAUUUCACAUAUCUUUGACAAGGCUCUUAUGGAGCCUACUCUCUGUGAGAUGUAUGCUAACUUCUGUUUUUAUCUUGCCGGAGAGUUGCCUGAUUUCAGUGAAGACAAUGAAAAGAUAACUUUUAGGAGAUUGCUUUUGAACAAGUGCCAGGAGGAAUUUGAGAGGGGAGAAAGAGAGCAAGAGGAGGCCAAUAAGGCUGAUGAGGAGGGUCAGGUAAAACAGUCUGAAGAAGAAAGAGAGGAGAAAAGAAUCAAGGGGCGAAGAAGAAUGUUGGGUAACAUUAGCUUGAUUGGGGAGCUAUACAAAAAGAGAAUGUUGAUCGAGAGAGUAAUGCACGAAUGCAUUAAAAAGAUGUUAGGUCAGCAACAGACUCCAGAUGAGGGCGAUAUUGAAGCUUUGUGCAAACUAAUGAGCACAAUUGGGGAGAUGAUUGAUCAUCCGAAAGCCAAGGAGCACAUGGAUGCAUAUUUUGAAAGGAUGAAAAGCUUAUCGAAUAACUUGAAAUUAUCUUCUAGGGUUAGGUUCAUGUUGAAGGAUGCAAUUGAUUUGAGAAAGAAUAAAUGGCAGCAGAGGAGCAAAGUUGAAGGACCAAAAAAGAUUGAGGAAGUGCACAGAGAUGCUGCACAAGAACUACAGGCACAGUCUAGUAGGCUGGCGCGUGGUCCUGGAAUCAAUCCAUCAGCUAGAAGGGGGCCUCGUAUGGAAUUCAGUCCAAGAGGAUCGACUAUGUUAUCUUCACCUAAUGCCCACAUGAAAUUAACUCCUCAAAACUAUGAAAAACUAUUCGAGCAAAGGCACCAAGCUGACAGGAAGAAUGAAGUGGGUAAAGUGAGUGAUGAAGAGCAGGUCAAGCAAAGGCAGUUAAAGGCUAUAGUGAACAAGUUAACUCCUCAAAACUUUGAAAAACUAUUCGAGCAAGUGAAAGCUGUUAAUAUAGAUAAUGCGACUACUCUAACUGGUGUCAUUUCACAUAUCUUUGACAAGGCUCUUAUGGAGCCUACUCUCUGUGAGAUGUAUGCUAACUUCUGUUUUUAUCUUGCCGGAGAGUUGCCUGAUUUCAGUGAAGACAAUGAAAAGAUAACUUUUAGGAGAUUGCUUUUGAACAAGUGCCAGGAGGAAUUUGAGAGGGGAGAAAGAGAGCAAGAGGAGGCCAAUAAGGCCGAUGAGGAGGGUCAGGUAAAACAGUCUGAAGAAGAAAGAGAGGAGAAAAGAAUCAAAGGGCGAAGACGAAUGUGGGGUAACAUUAGAUUAAUUGGGGAGCUAUACAAAAAGAAAAUGUUGACUGAGAGAAUUAUGCACGAAUGCAUUAAAAAGAUGUUAGGUCAGCAACAGACUCCAGAUGAGGAAGAUAUUGAAGCUUUGUGCAAACUAAUGAGCACAAUUGGGGAGAUGAUUGAUCAUCCGAAAGCCAAGGAGCACAUGGAUGCAUAUUUUGAAAGGAUGAAAAGCUUAUCGAAUAACAUGAAAUUAUCUUCUAGGGUUAGGUUCAUGUUGAAGGAUGCAAUUGAUUUGAGAAAGAGUAAAUGGCAGCAGAGGAGCAAAGUUGAAGGACCAAAAAAGAUUGAGGAAGUGCACAGAGAUGCUGCACAAGAACUACAGGCACAAUCUAGUAGGCUGGCCCGUGGUCCUGGAAUCAAUCCAUCAGCUAGAAGGCGGCCUCGUAUGGAAUUCAGUCCAAGAGGAUCGACUAUGUUAUCUUCACCUAAUGCCCACAUGAAAUUAACUCCUCAAAACUAUGAAAAACUAUUCGAGCAAAGGCACCAAGCUGACAGGAAGAAUGAAGUGGGUAAAGUGAGUGAUGAAGAGCAGGUCAAGCAAAGGCAGUUAAAGGCUAUAGUGAACAAGUUAACUCCUCAAAACUUUGAAAAACUAUUCGAGCAAGUGAAAGCUGUUAAUAUAGAUAAUGCGACUACUCUAACUGGUGUCAUUUCACAUAUCUUUGACAAGGCUCUUAUGGAGCCUACUCUCUGUGAGAUGUAUGCUAACUUCUGUUUUUAUCUUGCCGGAGAGUUGCCUGAUUUCAGUGAAGACAAUGAAAAGAUAACUUUUAGGAGAUUGCUUUUGAACAAGUGCCAGGAGGAAUUUGAGAGGGGAGAAAGAGAGCAAGAGGAGGCCAAUAAGGCCGAUGAGGAGGGUCAGGUAAAACAGUCUGAAGAAGAAAGAGAGGAGAAAAGAAUCAAAGGGCGAAGACGAAUGUGGGGUAACAUUAGAUUAAUUGGGGAGCUAUACAAAAAGAAAAUGUUGACUGAGAGAAUUAUGCACGAAUGCAUUAAAAAGAUGUUAGGUCAGCAACAGACUCCAGAUGAGGAAGAUAUUGAAGCUUUGUGCAAACUAAUGAGCACAAUUGGGGAGAUGAUUGAUCAUCCGAAAGCCAAGGAGCACAUGGAUGCAUAUUUUGAAAGGAUGAAAAGCUUAUCGAAUAACUUGAAAUUAUCUUCUAGGGUUAGGUUCAUGUUGAAGGAUGCAAUUGAUUUGAGAAAGAAUAAAUGGCAGCAGAGGAGCAAAGUUGAAGGACCAAAAAAGAUUGAGGAAGUGCACAGAGAUGCUGCACAAGAACUACAGGCACAAUCUAGUAGGCUGGCCCGUGGUCCUGGAAUCAAUCCAUCAGCUAGAAGGCGGCCUCGUAUGGAAUUCAGUCCAAGAGGAUCGACUAUGUUUUCUUCAUCUAAUGCCCAUAUGGGUGGUUUCCGUGGGAUGCCUGCUCAGGUUCGUGGUUAUGGCAGUCAGGAUGUCCGUACAGAUGAAAGACAUUCUUAUGAGAGUAGGACCUUGUCAGUUCCCUUGACACAAAGACCAAUUGGUGAUGAUUCUAUAACUUUGGGUCCCCAGGGUGGUCUUGCCAGAGGAAUGUCCAUCAGAGGACCACCAUCAAUGUCAGCUGCUCCUUUGGCUGAAAUGCCUCCCAGUGCUGGAGACUCUAGGAGGAUGACUGCUGGUUCGAAUGGUUUCAGUUCUCUUUCAGAGCGGACAACUUACAACCCAAGGGAGGAUCCUGUGCCAAGAUAUAUGCCAGAUAGAUUUUCAGGUCCAGCUGCUUAUGAUCAGUCAAGUGUGUCAGAGCGUAAUUUAAGUUUUGGUGGUAGGGACCUGAGGAGUUCAGAUCAUAGAACUCUUCCAACUUCACCACCCACACGUGCAUAUGGAGCAGCUUUAACAAAAAAUGUUCCUUCAGAAAAUGUGUUGACUGAAGACCGUCUUAGAGAUAUGUCUUUGGCAGCAAUUAGAGAAUUUUACAGUGCUCGAGACGAGAAAGAGGUUGCCUUAUGCAUUAAAGAGUUGAACUCACCAAGCUUCCAUCCGUCGAUGAUAUCUCUUUGGAUCACAGACUCUUUUGAGAGGAAGGACGCUGAACGAGAUCUCUUGGCAAAGCUUCUAGUCAACCUUACAAAGACCAAUGAUGCAACUUUGAGUCAAUCUCAGCUCAUCAAAGGAUUUGAAACUGUUCUGUCGACCUUAGAGGAUACGGUGAUUGAUACCCCGAGAGCACCAGAGUUUCUUGGCCUUAUCUUUGCCAAGGUCAUUUUAGAGAAUGUCGUUUCCUUGAAUCAGAUCGGUCAAUUAAUACACGAAGGUGGAGAGGAGCCACGGCAUCUUCUGGAAGUCGGGCUUGCAGGCAACAUUCUUGGGAACGUCUUGGAGAUUAUCAAGUCGGAGAAGGGAGAUAACGAUUUGAACGAUAUCCGUACGUCCUCCAACUUGCGGUUGGAGACUUUUCGUCCCCCAGAUCCUCUCAAAUCAAGGAUUCUAGAGAAAUUUAUUUAGAGAUUAGUAAUGCUCAUUAUAAUCGUGCUAGAAGGAAUUCAUGAGUAGUAGUGUUCAAAAACUCAUAAUUAUAUGCCUGCAAUGAAGAACUUUUGUACCGAAACUGUGAUUACAAUAUGCAUAAUAUCGUGUAUGUAUUCUAUCUAUUAUAUCCCAAAAAAUGUAACUAUACUGCAAAUUCUUAUGUAUUUGUAAAUUAUUAAGACCUCAAAACUUUACAUUU